UCUCGCUCCCUCUCACUCUCUCUCGGCUCACACACACGCAGAGGUGCUGGGGCGAAAUCGGGAGCUUACCAGAGAAUUCCUUGGGAUUGUUGGGGGGGCAUCUCCCCUCCGCUGCUGUGUGUGGCGUGGCUCUUACCGGCUCCUCCUUGCUUCCCCGAGCCCAAGUCUGCGCCGCCAGCCUUCCUUGGGGCAGCGGCCACCGCUCAGCCCCGGCCGGGAGAUCCGAAAUGUGAGGAGGGGUCGCCGCCGCCUCCCGCCCCAGGCCGCAGGGUCGGCGCGAGGGAUGCCAUUCCGGCCGGGCUCUCGGGGGGCUGAGGGGCUUCGCCUGACAAACUGAGUUGGCCUCGCGCCGCCGGCGCCCGCCCGCCGCUUCGAAGGGACUCCCAAGUCUGCGCACCUCUGUCAGGCUUUUGCCUCCACCACCCCUUUCGCUCUGAUCACCGAUUUUUUUUUCCUAAGGGAGCGUGCGGUCUGGGGGUGUGUGCGUGUGUGUGAAAGACCCCUCUUGAAGAGCGGCGUGUGGGAAACUGCGGGAAAAUGUUGACUUAACCCCAAGAGCCGCCCGGCGCUGGCUGCUCGGCUGGAGGCGGUGGCGGCCGAGCAGGAGGACGCGCCGAGCCGCGGCGCCGUGUCCGGCCGGGGAGCUGCGGCGCUGCCUCCCGCGCGGACUCGGCGGCCAAGGACCCGCUCGCGGCCGGCCUCGGCCCUCUCCGGCCGGGGUCGCCGCUGCCCUCCGCGCCUGUCCCCGCGCUGCCCCCGCGCCAGACGGCCCUCCCUCGGGGCGCGCUCGCAGACGGAGAUAUGAAGAUCAAUGAUGCAGACUGAUGGUUUUGAUGAAGCUGGGCAUUUAUAACUAGAUUCAUUAAGGAAUACAAAGAAAAUAUUUAAAGGGAUCAAUAAUGGUGUCUUCUGGUUGCAGAAUGCGAAGUCUGUGGUUUAUCAUUGUAAUCAGCUUCUUACCGAAUAUAGAAGGUUUCAGCAGAGCAGCUUUACCAUUUGGGCUGGUGAGGCGAGAAUUAUCCUGUGAAGGUUAUUCUAUAGAUCUGCGAUGCCCGGGCAGUGAUGUCAUCAUGAUUGAGAGCGCUAACUAUGGUCGGACGGAUGACAAGAUUUGUGAUGCUGACCCAUUUCAGAUGGAGAAUACAGACUGCUACCUCCCCGAUGCCUUCAAAAUUAUGACUCAAAGGUGCAACAAUCGAACACAGUGUAUAGUAGUUACUGGGUCAGAUGUGUUUCCUGAUCCAUGUCCUGGAACAUACAAAUACCUUGAAGUCCAAUAUGAAUGUGUCCCUUACAUUUUUGUGUGUCCUGGGACCUUGAAAGCAAUUGUGGACUCACCAUGUAUAUAUGAAGCUGAACAAAAGGCAGGUGCUUGGUGCAAGGACCCUCUUCAGGCUGCAGAUAAAAUUUAUUUCAUGCCCUGGACUCCCUAUCGUACCGAUACUUUAAUAGAAUAUGCUUCUUUAGAAGAUUUCCAAAAUAGUCGCCAAACAACAACAUAUAAACUUCCAAAUCGAGUAGAUGGUACUGGAUUUGUGGUAUAUGAUGGUGCUGUCUUCUUUAACAAAGAAAGAACGAGGAAUAUUGUGAAAUUUGACUUGAGGACUAGAAUUAAGAGUGGCGAGGCCAUAAUUAACUAUGCCAACUACCAUGAUACCUCACCAUACAGAUGGGGAGGAAAGACUGAUAUCGACCUAGCAGUUGAUGAAAAUGGCUUAUGGGUCAUUUAUGCCACUGAACAGAACAAUGGAAUGAUAGUUAUUAGCCAGUUGAAUCCAUACACUCUUCGAUUUGAAGCAACGUGGGAGACUGUAUACGACAAACGUGCCGCAUCAAAUGCUUUUAUGAUAUGCGGAGUCCUCUAUGUGGUUAGGUCAGUUUAUCAAGACAAUGAAAGUGAAACAGGCAAGAACUCAAUUGAUUACAUUUAUAAUACCCGAUUAAACCGAGGAGAAUAUGUAGAUGUUCCCUUCCCCAACCAGUAUCAGUAUAUUGCUGCAGUGGAUUACAAUCCAAGAGAUAACCAACUUUACGUGUGGAACAAUAACUUCAUUUUACGAUAUUCUCUGGAGUUUGGUCCACCUGAUCCUGCCCAAGUGCCUACCACAGCUGUGACAAUAACUUCUUCAGCUGAGCUGUUCAAAACCACAAUAUCAACCACAAGCACUACUUCACAGAAAGGCCCCAUGAGCACAACUGUAGCUGGAUCACAGGAAGGAAGCAAAGGGACAAAACCACCUCCAGCAGUUUCUACAACCAAAAUUCCACCUAUAACAAAUAUUUUUCCCCUGCCAGAGAGAUUCUGUGAAGCAUUAGACUCCAAGGGGAUAAAGUGGCCUCAGACACAAAGGGGAAUGAUGGUUGAACGACCAUGCCCCAAGGGAACAAGAGGAACUGCCUCAUAUCUCUGCAUGAUUUCCACUGGAACAUGGAACCCUAAGGGCCCCGAUCUUAGCAACUGUACCUCACACUGGGUGAAUCAACUGGCUCAGAAGAUCAGAAGUGGGGAAAAUGCUGCUAGUCUUGCCAAUGAACUGGCUAAACAUACCAAAGGGCCAGUGUUUGCUGGGGAUGUAAGUUCUUCAGUGAGAUUGAUGGAGCAGUUGGUGGACAUCCUUGAUGCACAGCUGCAGGAACUGAAACCUAGUGAAAAAGAUUCAGCUGGACGGAGUUAUAACAAGCUCCAAAAACGAGAGAAGACAUGCAGGGCUUACCUUAAGGCAAUUGUUGACACAGUGGACAACCUUCUGAGACCUGAAGCUUUGGAAUCAUGGAAACAUAUGAAUUCUUCUGAACAAGCACAUACUGCAACAAUGUUACUCGAUACAUUGGAAGAAGGAGCUUUUGUCCUAGCUGACAAUCUUUUAGAACCAACAAGGGUCUCAAUGCCCACAGAAAAUAUUGUCCUGGAAGUUGCCGUACUCAGUACAGAAGGACAGAUCCAAGACUUUAAAUUUCCUCUGGGCAUCAAAGGAGCAGGCAGCUCAAUCCAACUGUCUGCAAAUACUGUCAAACAGAACAGCAGGAAUGGGCUUGCAAAGUUGGUGUUCAUCAUUUACCGGAGCCUGGGACAGUUCCUUAGUACAGAAAAUGCAACCAUUAAACUGGGUGCUGACUUUAUUGGUCGUAAUAGCACCAUUGCAGUGAAUUCUCACGUCAUUUCAGUUUCAAUCAAUAAAGAGUCCAGUCGAGUAUACCUGACUGAUCCUGUGCUUUUUACCCUGCCACACAUUGAUCCUGACAAUUAUUUCAAUGCAAACUGCUCCUUCUGGAACUACUCAGAGAGAACUAUGAUGGGAUAUUGGUCUACCCAGGGCUGCAAGCUGGUUGACACUAAUAAAACUCGAACAACGUGUGCAUGCAGCCACCUAACCAAUUUUGCAAUUCUCAUGGCCCACAGGGAAAUUGCAUAUAAAGAUGGCGUUCAUGAAUUACUUCUUACAGUCGUCACCUGGGUGGGAAUUGUCAUUUCCCUUGUUUGCCUGGCUAUCUGCAUCUUCACCUUCUGCUUUUUCCGUGGCCUGCAGAGUGACCGAAAUACUAUUCACAAGAACCUUUGUAUCAACCUUUUCAUUGCUGAAUUUAUUUUCCUAAUAGGCAUUGAUAAGACAAAAUAUGCGAUUGCAUGCCCAAUAUUUGCAGGACUUCUACACUUUUUCUUUUUGGCAGCUUUUGCUUGGAUGUGCCUAGAAGGUGUGCAGCUCUAUCUAAUGUUAGUUGAAGUUUUUGAAAGUGAAUAUUCAAGGAAAAAAUAUUACUAUGUUGCUGGUUACUUGUUUCCUGCCACAGUGGUUGGGGUUUCAGCUGCUAUUGACUAUAAGAGCUAUGGAACAGAAAAAGCUUGCUGGCUUCAUGUUGAUAACUACUUUAUAUGGAGCUUCAUUGGACCUGUUACCUUCAUUAUUCUGCUAAAUAUUAUCUUCUUGGUGAUCACAUUGUGCAAAAUGGUGAAGCAUUCAAACACUUUGAAACCAGAUUCUAGCAGGUUGGAAAACAUUAAGUCUUGGGUGCUUGGCGCUUUCGCUCUUCUCUGUCUUCUUGGCCUCACCUGGUCCUUUGGGUUGCUUUUUAUUAAUGAGGAGACUAUUGUGAUGGCAUAUCUCUUCACCAUAUUUAAUGCUUUCCAGGGAGUGUUCAUUUUCAUCUUUCACUGUGCUCUCCAAAAGAAAGUACGAAAAGAAUAUGGCAAGUGCUUCAGACACUCAUACUGCUGUGGAGGCCUCCCAACUGAGAGUCCCCACAGUUCAGUGAAGGCAUCAACCACCAGAACCAGUGCUCGCUAUUCCUCUGGCACACAGAGUCGUAUAAGAAGAAUGUGGAAUGAUACUGUGAGAAAACAAUCAGAAUCUUCUUUUAUCUCAGGUGACAUCAAUAGCACUUCAACACUUAAUCAAGGAAUGACUGGCAAUUACCUACUAACAAACCCUCUUCUUCGACCCCACGGCACUAACAACCCCUAUAACACAUUGCUCGCUGAAACAGUUGUAUGUAAUGCCCCUUCAGCUCCUGUAUUUAACUCACCAGGACAUUCACUGAACAAUGCCAGGGAUACAAGUGCCAUGGAUACUCUACCGCUAAAUGGUAAUUUUAACAACAGCUACUCGCUGCGCAAGAGUGGCUAUAAUGACAGCGUGCAAGUUGUGGACUGUGGACUAAGUCUGAAUGAUACUGCUUUUGAGAAAAUGAUCAUUUCAGAGUUAGUGCACAACAACUUACGGGGCAGCAGCAAGACUCACAACCUUGAGCUCACGCUACCAGUCAAACCUGUGAUUGGAGGUAGCAGCAGUGAAGAUGAUGCUAUUGUGGCAGAUGCUUCAUCUUUAAUGCACAGCGACAACCCAGGGCUGGAGCUCCAUCACAAAGAACUCGAGGCACCGCUUAUUCCUCAGCGGACUCACUCCCUUCUGUACCAACCCCAGAAGAAAGUGAAGUCCGAGGGAACGGACAGCUAUGUCUCCCAGCUGACAGCAGAGGCUGAAGAUCACCUACAGUCCCCCAACAGAGACUCUCUUUAUACAAGCAUGCCCAAUCUUAGAGACUCUCCCUAUCCGGAGAGCAGCCCUGACAUGGAAGAAGACCUCUCUCCCUCCAGGAGGAGUGAGAAUGAGGACAUUUACUAUAAAAGCAUGCCAAAUCUUGGAGCUGGCCAUCAGCUUCAGAUGUGCUACCAGAUCAGCAGGGGCAAUAGUGAUGGUUAUAUAAUCCCCAUUAACAAAGAAGGGUGUAUUCCAGAAGGAGAUGUUAGAGAAGGACAGAUGCAGCUGGUUACAAGUCUUUAAUCAUACAGCUAAGGAAUUCCAAGGGCCACAUGCAAGUAUUAAUAAAUAAAGACACCAUUGGCCUGACGCAGCUCCCUGAAACUCUGCUUGAAGAGAUGACUCUUGACCUGUGGUUCUCCAGUGUAAAAAAGAUGACUGAACCUUGCAGUUCUGUGAAUUUUUAUAAAACAUACAAAAACUUUGUAUAUACACAGAGUAUACUAAAGUGAAUUAUUUGUUACAAAGAAAAGAGAUGCCAACCAGGUAUUUUAAGAUUCUGCUGCUGUUUAGAGAAAUUGUGAAACAAGCAAAACAAAACUUUCCAGCCAUUUUACUGCAGCAGUCUGUGAACUAAAUUUGUAAAUAUGGCUGCACCAUUUUUGUAGGCCUGCAUUGUAUUAUAUACAAGACGUAGGCUUUAAAAUCCUGUGGGACAAAUUUACUGUACCUUACUAUUCCUGACAAGACUUGGAAAAGCAGGAGAGAUAUUCUGCAUCAGUUUGCAGUUCACUGCAAAUCUUUUACAUUAAGGCAAAGAUUGAAAACAUGCUUAACCACUAGCAAUCAAGCCACAGGCCUUAUUUCAUAUGUUUCCUCAACUGUACAAUGAACUAUUCUCAUGAAAAAUGGCUAAAGAAAUUAUAUUUUGUUCUAUUGCUAGGGUAAAAUAAAUACAUUUGUGUCCAACUGAAAUAUAAUUGUCAUUAAAAUAAUUUUAAAGAGUGAAGAAAAUAUUGUGAAAAGCUCUUGGUUGCACAUGUUAUGAAAUGUUUUUUCUUAUACUUUGUCAUGGUAAGUUCUACCCAUUUUCACUUCUUUUCCACUGUAUACAAUGUUCUGCUUUGACAAGUUAGUCUUUAUUACUUACAUUUAAAUUUCUUAUUGCCAAAAGAACGUGUUUUAUGGGGAGAAACAAACUCUUUGAAGCCAGUUAUGCCAUGCCUUGCACAAAAGUGGUGAAAUCUAGAAAAGAUUGUGUGUCACCCCUGUUUAUUCUUGAACAGAGGGCAAAGAGGGCACUGGGCACUUCUCACAAACUUUCUAGUGAACAAAAGGUGCCUAUUCUUUUUUUAAAAAAUAAAAUAAAACAUAAAUAUUACUCUUCCAUAUUCCUUCUUCCUAUAUUUAGUAAUUAAUUUAUUUUAUGAUAAAGUUCUAAUGAAAUGUAAAUUGUUUCAGCAAAAUUCUGCUUUUUUUCAUCCCUUUGUGUAAACCUGUUAAUAAUGAGCCCAUCACUAAUAUCCAGUGUAAAGUUUAACACGGUUUGACAGUAAAUAAAUGUGAAUUUUUUCAAGUA
This is a messenger RNA of Pongo pygmaeus (Bornean orangutan), 6555 nucleotides long. RefSeq names its product adhesion G protein-coupled receptor L2 (gene ADGRL2). Lineage: Eukaryota; Metazoa; Chordata; Mammalia; Primates; Hominidae. Gene Ontology annotation, cellular component: plasma membrane. Gene Ontology annotation, molecular function: carbohydrate binding; G protein-coupled receptor activity. Bases 900 to 5279 code for a protein of 1459 amino acids. Gene Ontology annotation, biological process: cell surface receptor signaling pathway; adenylate cyclase-activating G protein-coupled receptor signaling pathway. The transcript is spliced from 22 exons. The record is from RefSeq and is a predicted model, not a curated record.